Bradysia coprophila is the source of this 3352-nucleotide messenger RNA. It is a transcript of the gene Kif3C, whose product is annotated as Kinesin family member 3C. Gene Ontology annotation, biological process: microtubule-based movement. The record is from RefSeq and is a predicted model, not a curated record. Gene Ontology annotation, molecular function: microtubule motor activity; ATP binding; microtubule binding. Lineage: Eukaryota; Metazoa; Arthropoda; Insecta; Diptera; Sciaridae.
UUUUUAAUAAUUGUAGGGUCAGGGUGUUCUUGCUCGCAGUAAUUAAUUCAUGGCCGUUGCAUAUUCAUAUCUCUAGGUACUUUUAUGUCGAUGGUCAUAGAACAGCAAAUGGCUGGUUUUGUAAAUCAACUGCUUUUCGGUGUAUGAAACGAUUUGUGCAUAUAUAUGAGAAGCGGAGGGGUGGUAUUAAAUGGCGUGACUAGACUGAAAAUUUACUUAAUUGUUCUGUUACGCAACGCAAUACAGACGAGAAUGGUCAAAAGAUUUUCCAUUGCGUCGAUUUAAUGAAUAGAAUCAACAUGUAAAGUGUUCAGUAAUUAUAAAUCAAAUAACUGACCGAACAUUUAUACGUCUGGACUUUCCAAGGUGGUGACAUAACCACCGAACAUGCGAUGGUAUAAUAAUUCAUUUAAUCAGAAUUUCCCCCAAAAAGAAUUUUAUCCACAAAUUCACACUUCUACCGUUGCGAUAGUUUCCAUAAUAUCAAUUUGAAAGUACAUAGGUUUCAGUUCGCAGAAUUAACUCCGUUUGUUUUGUUGUGAUUUGAUUGAGUCAAACUAGGGGAAUAGUCACAUUUUAAGAGCACAGUUGAUAAAUUGUAACAAUGGCUGAAAACGUGAAGGUUAUCGUGAGGUGUCGUCCGAUGAAUAAGAAGGAAUGUGACAUGAAAUGCAAGACAAUAGUUCAGAUCGAGGACUGUGCCGUCCACUUGGAAAAUCCAGCCGACAAAUCUUCACCCCCAAAAACAUUCACUUACGACAGUUCGUACGAUAGUAAUUCGUCCACUGAAGCCAUCUACAAUGACAUUUGCUACUCAUUAGUUGAGAAUGUUCUGGAAGGUUACAACGGCACAAUAUUCGCAUAUGGCCAAACUGGUUGUGGAAAAUCACACACGAUGCAAGGACCUGAAAUAGCGCUCGACAACAAAGAUAAACGAGUGCUGGCGCAGCGUGGUUUAAUUUCACGUUCGUUCGAUCACAUUUUCGAAGCGAUUUCGGUCAGCACCGGUGUCCAAUAUCUUGCUCUAGUCAGUUACCUGGAAAUAUACAACGAAAAUAUUCGCGACCUUCUCAAUCCGAACGAGAACAGUGCGAAUUUGGUGCUGAAAGAACAGCCGGGCGAAGGUGUCUGUGUACAAAAUCUGUCAACGCAUGCCGUGCACAAUGCAACGGACUGCGAACGAUUGCUGGCUAUUGGCACAAAGAACCGGAUAGUCGGUGCAACACUCAUGAAUGCGACCAGUUCGCGUUCCCAUUCGAUAUUUACGAUAAGCUUGGAACAGAUCUCAACGAAUGUCGACAAUGAUAGACAAAUGGGCGGCGACGCUGUGUCUAUUAAGAAGGGAAAAUUGAAUUUGGUUGAUUUGGCCGGAUCGGAAAGACAAAAUAAGACUGGGGCGACCGGUGAUCGGUUAAAAGAGGCAACUAAAAUCAAUUUGUCAUUGUCGGCGUUGGGUAACGUUAUAUCGGCGUUGGUUGAUGGAAAGACGAAACAUGUGCCAUAUCGAGAUUCGAAAUUGACGAGACUGUUACAGGACUCAUUGGGCGGUAAUACGAAAACGUUGAUGAUUGCCUGCAUAUCACCUGCUGCAUACAAUUACGACGAAACCCUUUCCACACUUCGGUACGCGAGUCGUGCAAAAAAUAUUCACAACAAACCGAAAAUCAACGAAGAUCCCAAAGACGCUAUUCUGCGAGAAUACCAGCAAGAGAUUAUGAAACUGAAACAAAUGCUGAAUGGCGGAUACAGUGUGAAUGAGGGCAAUGUGUCCAGCGAAUGGUUGAAUGAGGAGAAAAUGAAACUGAAGACCAUGUAUGAUGCUGAGACGGAGCGACUGAAACGAGAACAUGAAAUGCAGCGAAAGGAAAAAGAAGAUCUGGUUCGAGACAUGGAGCAGCUUAAACUGCACUACGAAAACCAAUUGACGUCCCUAAGUCAAAAGGUUGCCGAGCCGAACAACAACAGUGAGCACUUCAACAAUCGCAAUUUGGUGGACUCAAUACACAAUCACGAAAAGGAGACAAUCAAUAUCAAAGGUGAUCUGAUUGGCGGAGAACGGGCCAACGAUGUACAAUUGAAGGAAAAGCAUAAACGGAAAAAGCAGGCGGCUGAGAAACGAAUGAGUGCGCUGGCAAAUGCUUUAAAUCGGAUAGGACAGACUGAAGACCGAGAUAUUCUUCAGGGUCACUACAGCAGUAUUCAACAGGAACUACAGGUUAAAACGGACGCAUUGAAGUCCCAACGACAAAAGGUUCGUGCCUUGGAACGGGAAGUAUCCGACCUACAAUCCGAAUUUCAAUUAGACCGGGCCGACUAUCUGGAAACCAUUCGACGCAUGGAUAAAAAUAUGAAAUUCUACCAGCAACUGAUCGAUAAGGCACUUCCGUUACUGCGUCGCGACGGAAGAUUUUGGGAUGUCGAUGCCAUCAAAGCCGAUGCGGUGUGGAAUGACGAUUUGGGAAAGUGGAAAUUACCCGAAAAUUCGAUGAUAAAGUUGAAACUUCCGCCAGCUGUGGAUCCGAAACAACAAAAUGGUCGGGAGAAAAGUUCGUCGUUAACGGCGCCGGGACGCUUGGAACGAUCAUCGAGUCAAUCAUUUAAACAUUCAUCACAUGCAAACGUGUCUAGCACGACUGUAGAAAACGGUGGUGACGGACCGAAUGAGGAAUGUGAUUCGAAUUUGUUAAUCAAGAAACUUCAACGAUCCGAUGGUAAGGAUAUAGCUGUGUCAUAUUUUCGACCAAGGCGAGCAGUCGAACUGAUACAACAAAGCCGAGUCAUUAAUAACUGGAAAGGCAAUGCAAAUUGGGCAACGCCGGUAACAAAUCGAGCGUUAAUCUCACAACCAUUUCUACCAACACCAACCAGUCAACGGCAGUCAGGACAGCUUCCAUUAAGCAAAACAUGGUGUGGUCCACCGACACAGUCCCUUCUCAUAUCCGCGAAUCGAGACUCAUUGGUGCACGAUCAGUGGAUACCGAACAAUGAUGAUUCACAGCUGAUAUCAGAGAAUCUAAGCCAACAAAAGCAUCGACCACAAGCUGCAACAGCUGGACGUAGUAGAAAUUUAUCGAUGGUACUCAAUGAUGUGGAGGACGAUCAAUCGACAGUUUCGUGAUAAUAAUUUGGAAAAAACAACAUUCCGUUCGGAUGAAAAUGGUUUUGGAUAUGACAUCAAAGUUUCACCUUCGUUUUGGGUUUGGUUUUCGUUUUCGGCAUAAAAUGUUUAACUACCGUUGUACCUUACAGUAAAUUGUAAAAAUAAAAAAAAAACUUUCGUCAAAAUGUGAUUCUUUUGGUAUGUAAACUUGAUAGAAAUAUACGAUAAAUAAAGGCAGAGAGGUUAUGUUUA